AGUAUCUUGUCGGCGGUUGGCUCCGAAUUUGACCUGCGGACACUGAGAGCAGUCAGGGUUCUGCGACCACUUAAGUUGGUGUCAGGGAUUCCCAGCCUGCAGGUGGUACUCAAGUCCAUCAUGAAGGCUAUGAUCCCCCUGCUGCAGAUCGGACUGCUUCUCUUUGUGGCCAUUCUGAUGUUCGCCAUCAUCGGCCUUGAGUUCUAUAUGGGAAAGUUCCACACCACCUGUUUCGACAUCGCCACUGAUGAGAUUUAUGAUGAGUUGCCAUGCGGUACAGAGUUACCGUCCAGAUUGUGUCCUAAUGGGACCACGUGUAAAGGCUAUUGGCUGGGGCCCAACUAUGGGAUCACCCAAUUCGACAACAUUCUCUUUGCUGUCCUCACUGUAUUCCAAUGUAUCACCAUGGAGGGUUGGACCGAUAUGUUAUACUAUAGUAAUAAUGUAGAGGGAAGUGCCUGGAACUGGAUGUACUACAUCCCCCUCAUCAUCAUCGGGUCCUUCUUCAUGUUAAAUCUGGUGCUGGGCGUCCUCUCAGGAGAGUUUGCCAAAGAGAGAGAGCGAGUAGAGAACCGUGCAGAGUUCCUCAAAUUGAGACGCCAGCAGCAAAUAGAGAGAGAGCUAAACGGAUAUCUAGAAUGGAUCUGUAAAGCAGAGGAGGUCCUUCUGAAUGAGGAUGGUACCAUUUUUACCGGUACCGUCAAGACCAAGAACAAGAAGGAGCUUCUGAAUCCAGAGGAGGGGGAAGACGGUGGAGCUAAUGGAGACCCGUUUGGCCGAGGUGGUCUACAGGAUGGGUCCAACUACAAUAGGAACGAGCGGCGGAUCCGGUUCUUCAUCCGUAAGAUGGUGAAGACUCAGGCCUUCUACUGGACCGUCCUGAGUCUGGUGGGCCUCAACACCAUGUGUGUGGCGGUGGUACACUAUGAACAACCUGAGAUCCUCUCCGACUUUCUCUUCUAUGCAGAAUUUAUAUUCCUGGGUCUGUUCAUGUCAGAGAUGUGUAUUAAGAUGUAUGGCUUGGGGACAAGGCCCUACUUCAACUCCUCCUUCAACUGCUUUGACUGUGUUGUGAUCGUGGGCAGUAUAUUUGAGGUGAUAUACGCGGUCAUUAAGCCAGGGACAUCGUUUGGCAUCAGUGUGUUAAGAGCCCUCCGACUGCUCAGGAUCUUCAAAGUCACCAAGUACUGGGCCCCUCUACGUAACUUGGUGGUAUCAUUACUCAACUCUAUGAAGUCCAUCAUCAGUUUGCUCUUCCUCCUCUUCCUCUUCAUUGUCGUCUUUGCCCUUUUGGGCAUGCAGCUCUUCGGUGGACAGUUCAACUUUGAAGGUGGCACACCGGCCACCAACUUUGACACCUUUCCUGCAGCUAUAAUGACAGUAUUUCAGAUCCUGACGGGUGAAGACUGGAACAUGGUGAUGUAUGAUGGGAUCAAGUCUCAGGGAGGAGUAAACAGUGGAAUGGCCUACUCCGUCUUCUUCAUAGUGCUCACACUCUUCGGCAACUACACCCUGCUGAAUGUGUUCUUAGCUAUCGCUGUGGACAAUCUGGCCAAUGCUCAGGAGUUGACCAAGGAUGAGGAGGAGCAAGAAGAGGCAGCUAAUGCCAAGACAACCCUGCAGAAGGCCAAGGAGGUGGCUGAAGUUAGUCCUCUGUCUGCCGCUAACCUCUCCAUCGCUGCUAAGGAGCAGCAGAAGAAUAAUAAGGCUGGUGGUAAAUCCGUGUGGGAACAGAGGACCAGUGAGAUAAGGAGACAGAACCUGAUGACCAGCAGAGAGGCCCUGUACAACGAGAUGGACACGGAGGACUGGAAGGUGUCGUACCCCCAUCGUGCUGGGGACAUGAAGACCCACCUGGACCGUCCGCUGGUGGUCAACCCCCAGGACAACCGCAACAACAACACCAACAAGACCCGGCCCGGAGAGCCCCCUCUAGACCCGCAGGACACCCUGGGCCAGCAGAGGGCUGAAGAAUACAUCAGACGCCAGAGACGGAGGGGAGGAGGCCGGCGUCAUCGGCAUGGAGAGAGGAGCCGACAGCAUCGAGUUAGAAAAGACCACCACUGCAGUGGCCCCAACCUCUCCACCGCACGGCCCAUCCUCAGACAGGACAGUCAGUACAGGGAAGACCUAGACAACCUACUCAACAACAGCAAACUACACGACCACACCCUCCACCCGCUGCCCCCAGACCACCCUGACCUUGUGAAUAACCUCCUGAACCGCAGUGUGACAGCAGACACACACCACCAUAGUAUGGACAGUCUAAUUCUGACCAGUAUGGCCAAGCCGGCUCAUACGGUCGUGGAUAUGAUGCCUCCUGUCUAUCCAUAUCCCUCCACCAAUGCCAUCCUGCAAGUGAACAAGAAUGCUAACACAGACCAGAAAAAGAAGGAUGAGGAGAAGAAGGAGGAAGAGGAGGAUGAAGGGGGCGAUGAAGAUGGUCCCAAACCAAUGCCCCCGUUCAGCUCCUGUUUCAUACUGUCCACCACCAACCCGUUCCGUAGGUGCUGCCACUACAUCCUGACCAGGAAGUACUUUGAGUUCAGUAUCCUGUCUGUGAUCGCAAUGAGCAGCAUCGCCCUGGCUGCAGAGGACCCUGUCUGGCCUGAGUCACCAAGCAACCAAGUGCUGAAAUACUUUGACUAUGUCUUCACGGGUGUCUUCACGUUUGAGAUGUUGAUCAAGAUGGUGGUACUAGGCCUGUUCUUACAUCAGGGUUCAUACUUCAGGGACCUGUGGAACAUCCUGGACUUUAUAGUGGUUAGUGGUGCUCUGGUGGCCUUCGCCUUCACGUAA
Oncorhynchus gorbuscha (pink salmon) is the source of this 2799-nucleotide messenger RNA. RefSeq names its product voltage-dependent P/Q-type calcium channel subunit alpha-1A-like. Lineage: Eukaryota; Metazoa; Chordata; Actinopteri; Salmoniformes; Salmonidae. The record is from RefSeq and is a predicted model, not a curated record. Gene Ontology annotation, cellular component: neuronal cell body; membrane; voltage-gated calcium channel complex. Gene Ontology annotation, biological process: chemical synaptic transmission; calcium ion import across plasma membrane. The annotation marks the transcript as partial. Gene Ontology annotation, molecular function: high voltage-gated calcium channel activity. The transcript is spliced from 23 exons.